This is a messenger RNA of Erinaceus europaeus (western European hedgehog), 2126 nucleotides long. Its product is annotated as cyclin-dependent kinase 2. Gene Ontology annotation, biological process: regulation of gene expression; protein phosphorylation; signal transduction. Gene Ontology annotation, cellular component: cytoplasm; nucleus; cyclin-dependent protein kinase holoenzyme complex. The record is from RefSeq and is a predicted model, not a curated record. NCBI's taxonomy places the organism in Eukaryota, Metazoa, Chordata, Mammalia, Eulipotyphla, Erinaceidae. Gene Ontology annotation, molecular function: cyclin binding; ATP binding; cyclin-dependent protein serine/threonine kinase activity.
GGGGCUGACGGCAACAUUGUUUUAAAUUGGACAAAUUGACAAGAGCGAGAGAUACACGGCAUUCUAUCGUCACCUGGGGGCGCAGUACUGGGCCUAUUUCCCCCCUUCCUCGGCCCCCAAGAGCCGGGGGCCUGCUUUCUGCAGGGUUCCCGGGCUCCCGCUCCAGGGCCGGGCUGACCCGACGCGCUAGCGCUUCAUGGAGAACUUCCAAAAAGUGGAAAAGAUCAGAGAGGGCACAUACGGAGUUGUGUACAAAGCCAAAAACAAGUUGACGGGAGAAGUGGUGGCGCUUAAAAAAAUCCGCCUGGACACUGAGACGGAGGGUGUACCCAGUACUGCUAUCUGAGAAAUAUCUCUGCUUAAGGAGCUCAACCAUCCGAAUAUUGUCAAGCUGCUAGAUGUCAUCCACACAGAAAACAAACUUUACCUGGUUUUUGAAUUUCUACACCAGAAUCUCAAGAAAUUCAUGGAUGCCUCUGCUAUCACUGGCAUUCCUCUUCCACUCAUCAAGAGUUAUCUGUUCCAGCUGCUCCGGGGCCUAGCUUUCUGUCAUUCUCAUCGAGUCCUACACAGAGACCUCAAGCCUCAAAAUCUGCUUAUCAACGCAGAGGGAUCUAUCAAGCUAGCAGACUUCGGACUAGCCAGAGCCUUUGGAGUCCCUGUUCGUACUUAUGCCCAUGAGGUGGUGACCUUGUGGUACCAAGCACCUGAAAUCCUUCUGGGCUGCAAAUACUACUACAUAACUGUGGACAUCUGGAGCCUGGGCUGCAUCUUUGCUGAGAUGGUGACUCGUAGGGCCCUAUUCUCUGGAGAUUCUGAAAUUGACCAACUCUUCUGGAUCUUUCGGACUAUGGGGACACCAGAUGAAGUGGUUUGGCCAGGAGUUACUUCUAUGCCUGACUAUAAGCCAAGUUUCCCCAAGUGGGCCCGGCAAGAAUUUAGCAAAGUUGUGCCUCCCCUGGAUGAAGAUGGACGGAGUCUGCUGUCGCAAAUGCUGCACUACGACCCUAACAAGCGGAUUUCAGCAAAGGCAGCUCUGGCUCACCCUUUCUUCCAGGAUGUUACCAAGCCAGUACCACACCUUCGACUCUGAUGGCCUCCCCCACACCCCUACUCCAGCUCUCACCCUCUCUUCCAGCAGGGGUCUGAUCUGGCUUAGACCUGGGCUAUUUGCCCUCUGAUCUUGCCUGUCUGCCUUAGCCAUUUAUCUUCCCUUCAACGCAGAUGAAUCUGGGGGUCCAGGGGGUGGAGGGAAGAAGUAGAUGAAAAUGAAAGGGAACUUCAGUAUUAGAUGCACUUAAAUCAGCCUCCACCACCCUCUCUACCUCUUUUUAAUCUGCUGAGAAGGGCUAAUAUUUAAAAAAGAAAGAAGCUUUUCCCUCCCCUCAUUUAGAAUUUGCCAUCCCAAUUGCCUCACAAUUAUUACUUCCUGCAUUUGGGAUGAAAAAGACCCUAAGUCUCUCACAGUCUCUAUAUGUGUAAGGUCAGCUGACAGCAAGAGAGCUAAAUUGGAACUUUUGAACAUUGACAAAACAAGAGAUGUAAAAAAGGGCUUUUGCUUUAAGGAAUUGGGUUGAAAAAAAAAUCUAAUCAGUUUAUACCUUAGCUUUAGUGAUUCAUCUCACCUGUUCGGGAAACACAAGACUCAAUUCUGGUGGGACUGCAGUAGAAACAACUGCUCUUGGUCCCCUGUCUGUCCCCUCCUAUGGGAAUCUGGGACAGGGAUUAUAUGUCAUUUGAGGUUUUAUGAAGAAAAUGAAAGACUGAAAUUUUCUUACUUUUUUUAAAGAUCUUUAAUUCUUCAGACACCAGGAAUAUCUGCCCCUAUCUUCCUCUGAAUGCCAACCAUAGGAGUGGAAAUUAGAGGUUAGACAUUAUUUUGAGGAUGUGGACACAUUUAGUCCUGGGAGUGAGGGGCAUUGGAGAAAAAUAUUUCUUUAAAAGGAUGAACAAUUAUAUUUAUAUUUCAGGUUAUAGGUUUUUGUUUUUUUAAGUGGGAGUCAGUGUAUUUGUUGCUAUGUGCACCUUGGGCUUUUGUAAUGCAAAUGUUAAAAAACAGAGUAUUUUUUCUUAUGAUUUUUGUCUAUCCCACCCUGUGUCCUUGAGUGUUCUUGCUCUUAAUGUUA